UUGGCAGAAACGAAGGGUGGUUUUUUUUUUAAUGCAAAGUCUUCAAACUGCUACCCGAAACUGAGGUUGAUAUUUCCUGUUUAAGGAAGAAUGGCUCUUGCGCUAGGACUAGGAGCCCUGUGCUUACUCUUGGGAGUUCUACCAGGGUGUUUCUGCGAACAGUGCAGAGAAGGCGCCAAGUAUUCGGAUGCAAUAAUAUCUCCUAAUUUAGAAACAGUGAAGAUUAUGCGGGUCCCCCAUGCUGUGUCUGUGUCAGACUGCACGGCAGCCUGUUGCGAUCUUUCCGACUGCGACUUGUCCUGGAUGUUUGAACGGCACUGCUACAUCGUCAGUUGCCAACACAAAGGAAACUGCGAACCCAAGAAGAUGGAGAAGGUGAAGUCCUCUUUGACUUUUGUGCUAAGGCCUCCCCAGAGGCCCUCUGCACUGCUGGGGUAUGGGCAGGUGCCAUCAAAGGUCCUCCACCCAAUGGCACUGCAGGGCGACCCAUCAGAUGAAGUCAACAGCCUGAAGGAACUGUCCUUCCUCAGUCGGGAAGAGAGCCCAGACUAUCCAGAUGAAUAUGGAGAUACGGAGCAGAACCCCUUUCGGUUGAGCCUCAAGCCUGAAGAGAAGGAGGAUGUCAACUAUGCUGACUGGAGUUUGUUGGUGACAGCUGAGAAUGGCUUCAAUUCUUCAGGGCUCAGUGAUGGAGACAAACAUGUUGACCUGGUCAGAAAUGAAGAGGAGAGAGGUCGUUUGGAGACUCCUACAGGUGUAAAUAAAUCCGAGGGAAAUCCUGUCACCGAACGUGCCGGAGAGUUGCCAGAGAUCAUGUUGGGCAUGAUGGAGAAAUCUGCAAAUGAAUUAGGUUUUCAACCACCUGAUGGAGCCAACAGCACCUGGCAGGAAGAGGUUCUAACAACUUCCCAUAAUCCUUCUUCAUCAGACACCCUGGGGUCUCUCUCCACCACCGCAACACGAACUCAGACAUCAGACCUGCGAAAUCUUUUGCAGGAUGAUGCCACAUCCCUUCCCACUGGUGCUGUUUUCACCCAAGCUACUGCCACAGAUCAAGUGUCGUUUCCCACUUCUGCCACCAAAGAUGUAAAGGAACUCCUAGUGUCGGCUGGAGAUGAUCUACAAGUAACUUUACCAAAAAACAGCAUUGAAUUGCAUGCAUUUGUCGUCACGCCAUUCCUUUCAGAAUCAGCCUAUAGUUAUGAGUGGAGCUCGAUGAGUCACCCUGAUGGUUACAGUGGUGAAAUGGAGGGCAAGCACAUGCCAACGCUGAAACUUUCUCAACUGCCAGUAGGUGCCUAUGUCUUCAAAGUGACUGUUUCUGCUGAAAAUGCAUUUGGAGAAGGAUUUGUCAAUGUCACUGUCCAACCAGCUGUCAAAAUAAAUCAGCCGCCUGUUGCUAUCGCAUCUCCAAAAGCCCAGGAAAUUUCUUUUCCUAGAACUUCUGCUUCCAUUGAUGGGAAUCAAAGUACCGAUGAUACUGAAAUAGCCAGUUACCACUGGGAAGAAAUUGAAGGUCCCCCAAGAGAAAAGAAGGCAUCAGCGGAUACACCAGUUUUACAUCUGUCUAACCUUGUGCCUGGCAAUUACACUUUCAGGUUAACAGUGAUUGACUCCAGCGGAGCAGCGAACUCUACAGUAGCUUCGCUGAGAGUCCAUAAAAAAGUGGAUUUCCCUCCUGUUGCCAAUGCAGGGCCAAAUCAGGAAAUCAGUUUGCCUCGCAACUCCAUCACUGUGAAUGGAAAUCAGAGCAGUGAUGAUUAUGAGAUCGUCAGCUAUGAGUGGUCCCUGAGCCCGAAAAGUCGAGGCAAAGUUGUAGCAAUGCAGGGAGUGAGGAGUCCCUACCUCCAGUUAUCCUCAAUGCAAGAAGGCGAAUACACAUUUCAGCUGACUGUUACUGAUUCUGCUGAACAGCAGUCUACAGCCGAAGUCACGGUGAUUGUCCGGCCUGAAAAGAAUAGCCCUCCGACAGCCGUGGCUGGGCCAGAUAAGGAGUUGACAUCCCCUGUCCAGAGCACUGUUCUUGAUGGAAGCAUGAGCACUGAUGACUUAGGCAUUGUUUACUAUCACUGGGAGAAUAUCAGUGGGCCAACCUCUGUGCAAAUGGAAGACACUGAUAGCGCAGUUGCAACCGUCACAGGCCUGCAUGUUGGAACUUACCAUUUCAGACUGACUGUCCAAGACAGCCAAGGACUAAGCAGCACGGCCACAAUCUCUGUGACUGUCAAGGAGGAAAGCAACCACCCACCCCAGGCUCAUGCAGGGGGCAAGCGCAUCCUCGUCCUGCCCAAUAACUCCAUUGCUUUGGAUGGUUCGCAGUCUACUGAUGACCAAGGGAUUGUGUCUUACCUCUGGAUUCGGGAUGGCCAGAGCCCAGCAGCUGGGGAUGUGAUACAUGGCUCAGAUCACGAGGCCAUCCUGCAGCUGACCAACCUCGUAGAAGGGAGCUAUUCUUUUCACUUGAAAGUCACCGAUGGCAAAGGAGAGUCAGACAUCGACACGGCUACUGUAGAAGUGCGGCCUGAUCCUAAGAAAAAUGGACUUGUGGAACUGAUCUUGCAAGUUGGAGCUGGCCAGCUGACUGAACAACAGAAAGACACGCUUGUGCGACAGCUAGCAAUGCUCCUGAACGUCUUGGAUUCUGAUAUUAAAGUUCAGAAGAUACACACUUAUUCUGAUACCAGCACAGCUGUUGUGUUCUAUGUUCAGAAUGGCCAUCCUUUUAAAGUGAUGAAGGCAGCAGAUGUUGCACAGAUGCUACGCUUGCAGCUCUUGAAGGAGAAGCCGGACUUUUUGCUUUUUAAAGUGCUUCGUGUUGACACGGCUGGUUGCCUCUUAAAGUGCUCCGGACACGGGCAUUGCGACCCUAUCACGAAGCGCUGCAUUUGCUAUCAGCUGUGGAUGGAAAAUUUGAUACAGAAGUAUCUUAACAGCGGAGAGAGCGAUUGCGAGUGGAAUAUACUUUAUGUAACGGCAUCAGCUGUCAUUUUGAUUGUGCUGAUGGCGGGGUUCGUUUGGCUCUGCUUCUGUUGUUGCAAAAGCAGAAAGAGGACUAAAAUAAGAAAGAAAACAAAAUACACAAUUUUGGAUAAUAUAGAUGAUCAGGAGAGAAUGGAGCUCAGGCCUAAAUACGGUAUAAAGCACAGAAGCACAGAACACAAUUCCAGCCUGAUGGUUUCAGAGUCAGAGUUUGACAGUGACCAGGACACCAUCUUCAGCAGGGAGAAGGUUGAAAGAGAGAACCCAAGGAAUGCCAUGAAUGGUUCCAUGAAGAAUGGUGUCUCCUUCAGCUACAGCUCAAAGAACAGAUAAAUGAAGAGGCUGCAGUGGAAGGACACGUUAAUCUGACAUGCUAAGGCUAUGCUCCUCCUCCUUCACCACCACCCUCCCAAACUAUACUGGUGGGAGACGGGAUGAUAAACUUCCAGGAUAGCAGAAAAGGAAAUGGAUGUGAUGGACUUUCCCCUUCCAUUUCUUUAACCGAUAACAUAUUUUAACUUGCCAUAUGGGUUAGUUGAAAGGGUUUUUAAGUCUAAAAAUGGUUGGAGAUGUUUUCCAUAUAAAAGGUUAUUGCUCAAGACUGUUACAUUACAAGGAGCACAUAUGAAAGCUACCUUAUAUUGUUGUUUCCUUUAGAAAACAGUGGCUAUGCAAAGACAAAUGUAUCUUGAGUUAUUAAAAAAAGAGCAGUGUGCGGCUAUAGCUUCCAUCUCCUUCCCAGUCACUUUUAGUUUAACAAAUAAGAGGGUUGAUGAAAAGGGUCUUUUGUGGCAUCUGCUUUGGUAAGGCAGUGGAGCUGAAAUCGUUUUUUCAAAGGACCCAAGGCAUUGUCUGAAGCAACCUAACUGCAGUAAAGGACGUUAGUAUUUGGAUGGCAGACUUCCUGUCCGGCAAGCCCAAGUAGCUGGAAGAAAGGAAAGAUCUGAGUAAAAUUUCAAGCCUGGUGCUACCUCCUUCUUGUGAGUGGAUGCCACACUUGGGAGAAGGUUCUACACUUGGGAGAAAUUGGUGGCACAUCAUGCCAUGUGCCACCAAUUUGACCCUCUUCUUUCUAUCUUGCUGAAGAAAGGCUUGCAAAAUCAUUACACGUUCUUUGAAAACCAGAGCUUUUGUGGGUACAUUGAUUUCAUAACCGGUACCGGAAGUUUUAACUCCUUUCCUUCAUUUGCCUUGAGAAGUGCUGAGAGUAAAUCAGAUGCGCUCAACUCCAUUGAUUGUGGCAUUCUGUGUAGUGAAAGUGUGGGCCAGAAAUCACCUAGUCUUAAUAUCUAACAAUGCUCAUAAAACAUGUUUACUGAACAAGAACCAAUUGUCAUCGGGUUUCU
Zootoca vivipara (common lizard) is the source of this 4325-nucleotide messenger RNA. RefSeq names its product KIAA0319 ortholog. The record is from RefSeq and is a predicted model, not a curated record. NCBI's taxonomy places the organism in Eukaryota, Metazoa, Chordata, Lepidosauria, Squamata, Lacertidae. Gene Ontology annotation, cellular component: cytoplasmic vesicle; plasma membrane. Gene Ontology annotation, biological process: neuron migration.